This is a messenger RNA of Miscanthus lutarioriparius, 2841 nucleotides long. NCBI's taxonomy places the organism in Eukaryota, Viridiplantae, Streptophyta, Magnoliopsida, Poales, Poaceae. The record is from the annotation of a GenBank genome assembly.
AUGGCUCCCACCCCCAUCCGCGUGACUUCCCGCAACAGUGCGCGCAACCUCGGUCGAACACUGCCAUCGCCGGCGGAGGAACAUCCGUUGGAGGCGGCAUGGGUGGAACAUCCGUUGGAGGUGGCUUCAUCCCUCCUCUGUCUCCUCCACAGGGAGGCGCAGGUGGCCGUCGCAGGGGCCGCAGCUAUGAAACACAAGGCCAACUGGACUGUACCGAACACUAAGAAGUUCUGUGACAUAUGGUGCCAUGAAAUUGCCAUUGGCAAUUGUACCAAGGGAGUCAUGAGCAAGACUAGGUGGAGGGAAGUCAUAAGGAAGUACCAAGCAGCAAUAGGUUUGGUCCAUGACAGGGAGCAGAUUGCUGGUAGGCUAAGGCAGCUCAAGGCUCAAUGGGCAUUCUGUAACAAGCUCCGCUACGCCUCUGGCUUAGGCCGUAGCGACGAUGGAACUGUUGAGGCCACUGAUGCAUGGUGGAAAGCAAAUACCAACGGGCAAUCUGAUUUGAUGAAGUUCAGGAAAGGUUUGCCUGAGCACUUAGAUCAAAUGGACAAAAUGUUUACUAGAAACACAGUAGAUGGCUCCACAUCUUUUGUUGCUGGUGAAAGUGGUACUAUUGAUUUGGAUGGUGGAAGCUCGGAUGAAGAGGCAGCAGAUGAAAUGGAAGACCAGCUGACCCCAUUGAGCAUUGGCAACAAGAGGGCCAGCAGCACGAGCACCACUGCAUCCAGCCCACGCAAGAGGUCCAAGAGCCCAGCACUGAGGGCAAUGGACAACAACAUGAGGACACACAAUGAAAUUGCCAACCGUAGGCUCUGCCUGAUGGAGAGCAUGUUUGAGCAUAGGAAGCAAGAGGACCACAAUUCACGGUCGGCCCUUAGUGAGAAGAUAGACAGGGUCACCCAGAUAGCAAGGGAGAUGGGUAUAAGUGCACAGACUCCAACAUUGUUCAGGGGCCUAUACAAGAUCAUCCACAAUGAAAGUGAUAUGGACUUCUUCCUUGCCAACAGCCCUGAAGAAAGGAUGAUCAUCAUCGAGCAAGCUGCGCCGGGUGAUGUUGUAUCAGUAGCAGCAACCCAUUGUGUAGACCCUUGGGAUGUUUUCCAAGAGAUGAUGAUGGCUGAGUUAGAGGAUGCUAAAGAUGAUGAUGCUUUUAUCUAUGGUAUGUACCAGUAUGCCCUACACAUUGACAAGCAUUUGAAUAGGGCUGAGUAUAGGCAACCUGCCAUGACUGGUUUGGAAUGGGUACAGAGGAAGCUUGGGGAUAGCAAGGCCUGUUUUAGCAUGUUUAGAAUGAGCCCACCUAUGUUCCAUACACUGCAUGAUCUUUUAGUACAAUCAUAUGGCCUGAAAUCUAGUGCUAAGUCCACCUCGGUUGAGGCUAUAGGGAUGUUUCUUUGGAUGCUUGGGGCACCACAAUCUUUUAGGCAAGCUGAGGACAGAUUUGAGAGGUCACUAGGGACUGUCUCCAACAUGUUAAACAAAGUUUUGAAGUGUAUGGUGAAGCUUGCUGCUGACAUUAUUAAGCCUAUCGACCCACAAUUUAGAACAAUGCAUCCUAGACUGAGAAAUCCUAGGUUUUUGGCUGAGGCCAAAAUUUUUUGGCCUCUAAACGCGGCCUCAGAUGGUUGGCGGCAUACUCAAAGUGUUUGUGGUAGUGGUUGGGGGCCGGCGUUGUGCAUCAUGAACAGGGGCGAGGAGCAACAACAACUCGAUCUGGAGGACAUUCUGGGCACCAUGAGCACUGCUGCUCCCCCUGCAGCCGUCCCCGCAGCCGACGGUGAAGAAGUGGCUACUGCACCUGCAUCAUCGGAAGCAACAGCAGCUCCCUCGACGAGGAAGCAUAGGAACCCGAGCCUGUACGCCAACAACGUACCUGCAGCUGAGAUAAUUGACUCGCUCCCCCUGGAGACGCGGCUCUUGGUGCGCCGUCGGCAGUAUGGAGGCUUCUGGCAAGCUGAGUUCCUACUCAAGGGCAUGGCUGCCGCUGGCACAUGCUUCGAGCCAGAAGCAUCGGACAUCUUCCUCGCCAGCUUACCCAAGUCCGGCACCACCUGGCUCAAGGCCCUUGCCUUCGCGACGCUCAACCGUGCCACACACUCGCCGUCCGACGGCCAACACCCGCUCAACCACCGGAACCCGCACGACUGUGUCGGCUUCCUGGAGUUCAGGAUCAUCCAGCAGCAGCAGCAGCAGCAGCACGACGCCGCCGGUGCAAGGGCUUCCCCAUGCCAUCACGGAGGAGGGUUCCCGGUGCCGGAUCGUGUACGUAUGCCGGGAUCCCAAGGACGUGCUCAUCUCCUACUGGAACUUCUACAAGAAGGUGGCAGCGACGGCAGCCGCCACUGCCGGUGGCGACGGCGACGGCCAGGACUCUGCAGGCGUGACCAAAUUCGAGGAGGUUUUGAGCUCUUCUGUGAGGGACGGUUCCCCGAGAGGCCACACUGGCUGCAUGCCCUAGAAUACUGGCACGCGAGCCAGAGGAGGCCGGACCAGGUGCUGUUCCUCAGGUACGAAGACAUGCUGGGAGAUCCGGUGGGUAACCUCAAGAAGCUAGCAGCGUUCAUGGGGUGCACCUUCUCUGAGGAGGACGAGGAGGAUGGGGUGGUGGAUCAGAUCGUGGAGCUGUGCAGCUUGGAGAAUCUCAAGAGCAAGGACGUCAACAAGAACGGGAGUACGCGGCUGGGCAUCAAGAGUGAGUCAUUCUUCAGGAAGGGGCAGGUCGGCGACUGGAAAAACUACAUGACCAUGGACAUGGCGGCGAGGCUGGAUAAUAUUGUUGAGGAGGCCACCCGAGAUUCUGGGCUCACCUUUGGGGACUCCUCACUCCUCGGUCGAGGUUAA